AUGGCAGGCGGUCACAUGAAAUAUCGCCACCUCAGUCGGUCGUCGUCGCAUCGUCAAGCGCUCCUGCGGAACCUCGUCACAUCGCUCUUCAAGCACGAAACCAUAGCGACAACAUGGCACAAAGCGAAGGAGGCACAGCGGUUAGCGGAGAAGCUGAUUACCCUCGGCAAGAAGAACACCGAGGCGACGCGGCGGAGAGCAACACAGAUCUUCUAUGAACCAAAUGAAAUGGUACCCAAGCUAUUCGGCCCCAUAAGAGAGCGCUACGAAUCAAGACCCGGUGGCUACACUCGAGUCCUCCGCGUCGAGCCCAUGAAAGAAGACCAAGCCGAAUCCGCCAUCCUCGAACUCGUAGACGGACCACGAGACAUGCGCUUCGCCAUGACCGCAAAGACACUAGCAAGGAGACCAGCAAACUUAGGCCUGACACCAGGAAUCACAACGCACGUCAAGAAGGUCACACAAUUCCGCAAGGACGGCGUAGAUGGCUUGCGGGAUAUGGUUGAGAGGUUACGGAUACUACACUCCACAGGUCUGGACAAGAGGACAUUGCCCGCGCCUAAGAAGGUGUACCCAGAGAUUGAGAUGAAGAAGACAAUGCAUUACCCUGAGGAGGUGGAUAUGGGCAAGGCCCCGAAUAAGGUCGUUGGACCAGCAAAGCAGAAGUACAUGAUAGAAAGGAGCCGAAGGUUACAGCAAGAGAAGGAGGAGCGCACAAGGGCGCAUAAGGAGAAGAUGGAGAAGAUGAAGAAGACAAAGGCGUGA
Molecule: messenger RNA, 765 nt
Organism: Alternaria incomplexa
Lineage: Eukaryota; Fungi; Ascomycota; Dothideomycetes; Pleosporales; Pleosporaceae
Exons: 2
Coding region: 1-765 (254 amino acids)
Biological process (GO): translation
Cellular component (GO): ribosome; mitochondrial large ribosomal subunit
Molecular function (GO): structural constituent of ribosome
Source: RefSeq, a predicted model, not a curated record